Messenger RNA from Fusarium falciforme, 897 nucleotides. RefSeq lists its product as uncharacterized. The record is from RefSeq and is a predicted model, not a curated record. The transcript is spliced from 4 exons. NCBI's taxonomy places the organism in Eukaryota, Fungi, Ascomycota, Sordariomycetes, Hypocreales, Nectriaceae. The coding region runs from base 1 to 897 and encodes 298 amino acids.
AUGGGUGGCAUGGGGCAGAUCAUGCGCUCACAGUUCUUGUCGCUUCCCUACCCAACGAAGACAUUUACAGGCCAAACCAUCAUUGUAACGGGAUCCAAUAUCGGCCUUGGUCUCGAAGCGGCCCGGCACCUCGUGCGACUUGAUGCCGCCCGCGUUAUCCUCGCCGUCAGAACUCUCAGCAAGGGCGAAGCCGCCGCCGCCUCCAUCGAACAGACGACCAGCCGCAAGGGCGUUGUUGAAGUAUGGGAGCUCGACUUGUCCAGGUACGAUUCGGUCAAGCGGUUUGCUCGCCGCGUGGGCACUCUCGACCGCCUCGACGUAUUCUUGGCCAAUGCUGGCAUCAUGAACAAAAGCUUCAUAAUGCUUGAGGAUAACGAGAGUCAAAUCACGGUCAAUGUUAUCAGCACCCUGCUUCUCGGCAUUAUGUUUCCGGAACGUGAAGCUCCUAAUAUCUUCGAGGAGCUGGCGGAAGAGAGCAAGGCGAGGAUUGCCGACCGAUAUAACGUGUCGAAAAUGAUAGAGCUACUCGCAGUCCGCGAACUUGCAACCAAGGUAACCGAGUCGAAAAAGGACGGCCAAGUCAUCGUCUCCAUCCUCAACCCCGGCUGGGUGAGAACCAAUAUGGGCACCGGCGAUAAGAUAGGACUUGUAGCUACCUUUGGUCGCAAAUUCAUCGCCAGAGAUACCGAGGUAGGCAGUCGGACCCUAGUCCACGCCGCAGAAGUGGACCCAUCGACACACGGGCAAUAUCUUUCCGACUGCAAGAUUGGAGACGGAACCAACAGAGUAUCGAGCUUCGUAUCAAGCAGUGAAGGCGCCGCUACACAGAAGAAAGUAUGGACGCAGCUGUCUCAAGUGCUGGAUCGGAUACAGCCGGCCGUUAUGUCGCUCAUCUAA